UUUUCAGACUUGUUGGUCCUGUGUGUAACACAGUACAAAGAGCAGGAAAUCCCUAAAUUGCUGUGGGAGGUGAUAGGCGGAACCAGGAAAUACAUAUGUGUGAAACACAUCCGAAACAGCUUUCAAACUGUCACUUCUUUGUCUCUGUUUUUCGAGCGAAACAUCCAUUGACUACGCUGAAGAACAUUUUGAAUAUGGUUUUAAUAGCCGCCUCCAAACUGAUUCUUUUGAUUGUCUUUGCGCAGGCCGUGCGUGCUGGGAAGGUUUUAGUGUUUCCCCACGAUGGCAGCCACUGGGUAAACAUGAAGAUCCUGGUUGAGGAACUACACUUAAGAGGCCACAGCAUUUCAGUAAUUCGAACUUCAGAAAGCUGGUAUAUUAAGGAAGACUCUCCUUACUAUCGUGCAAUUACUAUCGAUAUUGCAGGGGGAAGUGAAGAGGAUUUUUUCAGUUUGUUAGUUUCUAGACUCGUGCAGAUACAGAGACGAGGUGAAUCCGCAUGGACUCGCUUCAGUCUGGACAUGGAGCUGAAAGACCAGUUUUCAAAUAUGCACAGUAGAGUAUGCAAAAUGGUUACCCAUAUAUUUGAGAGUGAAGAUCUGAUGAAGUCCAUUAAAAACAGCAAAUAUGACCUGGUUCUUACUGACCCUGCCAACGGGGGAGGUGUUGUGCUUGCGCAUUAUUUAAAUGUGCCUCUUGUUUUUAAUGUUCGAUGGACUGUACAUGGUGAAGCUCAUUUUGCAAUUGCACCCUCUCCACUGUCCUAUGUUCCAUUUCCUAUUGCUGAGCUGUCAGAUAAAAUGACAUUCUUCCAGAGGGUCCGAAACCUGCUUGUUUAUGUCAUGAGGCUUAAUCUUUACAGACAGAUAGUGGGUCCUCAUUAUUCAGCACUGGUUCAUCGAUACUUUGGUCCGGACAUAGACUACUUCUCAAUGUUUCAAGCUGCUGACCUAUGGCUGAUGAGAGUUGACUUUGUGUUUGAGUUUCCUCGUCCCACCAUGCCUAAUGUUAUCUACAUGGGAGGGUUCCAGUGUAAACCUGCUAAGCCCCUUCCUCAAGACCUGGAAGAGUUUGUUCAGAGUUCGGGAGAGCACGGAGUCAUUAUAAUGUCUCUGGGGACCUUAGUAGGAAAACUUCCCCAUGAUCUUGUUGAUGAAAUAGCUGCUGCUUUUGCCCAACUUCCCCAGAAGGUGAUCUGGAGGCACACUGGAGAGAGGCCAGCUACUCUGGGCAACAAUACCUUACUAGUGGACUGGAUGCCACAGAACGACCUUCUAGGACAUCCAAAGACCAGGGUGUUUGUAGCUCACGGAGGAACCAAUGGUAUUCUCGAGGCUAUAUACCAUGGUGUUCCUAUGGACUGCUUGAACAGUAUACAGAUGCAUUCCUUUCAUCUUGUCAUCACCCUCCUGUUCCUCUUUCUCUCCAGCUCCCAUGCAGGGAAAGUCUUAUUAUUCCCAGUCGAUGGCAGUCACUGGAUUAAUAUGAAAGUCAUUGUCGAAGAACUGCUAUCAAGAGGCCACAAUAUUACAGUUGUGCGAUCUUCGGAUAGCUGGUACAUCAAGGAGUCAUCCCUCUACACUUCAAUUACCAUCGACACCGGAGGUGGAUUUGAUGAGGAUUUUUCUAAAAAUUUUGUGUCAAAUCUCAUUGAGAUUCAGCGAGGAGGAAAGUCUUCCUGGGCUCGUUUUAUGAUGGACCUGAAAACCAUGGAAAAAAUCACUGAAAUGCAUGUGACUGUAUGCAGAAUGCUCACCCACAUGUUUGAGAACAAAGAACUGAUGCAAUCUCUACGAGAUGAAAAUUAUGACUUAGUUUUGACAGACCCUGCUAUGGGGGGUGGAGUAUUCCUUGCCCAUUACCUUAGUUUACCUCUUGUUUACAAUGUGAGGUGGCUCUGCCAGGGUGAAGGUCAUUUUGCCAUUGCUCCUUCACCACUAUCCUAUGUUCCAUUACCAGGGUUAGAGUUAACAGACAGAAUGAGCUUUCUUCAGAGGGUUUGGAAUGUGUUAAGUUACAGCAUCUCGUACUUGCAGGUCGCAGUUUAUAUAGGCCCUCACUAUUCAGUAUUAGCUCACCGCUUUUUUGGCCCUGAUGUUGAUUAUUUCACAUUAUUUCAAGCUGCAGACUUGUGGCUCAUGAGACUUGACUUUGUGUUUGAGUUCCCUCGUCCCACCAUGCCUAAUGUUAUCUACAUGGGAGGGUUCCAGUGUAAACCUGCUAAGCCCCUUCCUCAAGACCUGGAAGAGUUUGUUCAGAGUUCUGGAGAACAUGGAGUCAUUAUAAUGUCUCUGGGGACCUUAGUGGGAGAACUUCCAUAUGAUCUUGCUGAUGAAAUAGCUGCUGCUUUUGCCCAACUUCCCCAGAAGGUGAUCUGGAGGCACACUGGAAAGAGGCCAGCUACUCUGGGAAACAAUACCUUACUAGUGGACUGGAUGCCACAGAAUGAUCUUCUAGGACAUCCAAAGACCAGGGUGUUUGUUGCUCAUGGAGGAACCAAUGGAGUUCAAGAGGCCAUGUACCAUGGAGUUCCAAUACUAGGACUUCCCCUGAUGUUCGAUCAACCUGACAAUCUUUCAAAAAUGUCUGCAAGAGGAGCAGCAAAGGUGGUUGACAUUUUCACAAUGGACAGAAACAUCUUCCUCCAGGGCCUUCAGGAAAUUAUUCAAGAUCCUUCCUACAGGAUGAACAUGCAGAGACUCUCCAAGCUGCACAGGGACCAGCCAAUAAAACCCUUGGACCUUGCUAUUUUCUGGAUUGAGUUUGUCAUGAGACAUAAAGGUGCAGCUCACCUCCGUACUGAGUCCUACAGAAUGCCCUGGUACUCCUUCCACUCUGUUGAUGUUGUUGUGUUUUUGCUCACUGCUUUCAUAAUAAGUCUGUUGAUUUUUGUUCCCCUUAUCAGGUGUUGCUUUAGAAUGUGUUUCAAGCUAAAAUAUAAAAAUGAGUAACCUUGAAUUGCCUUUGGAACGGUCGUGUCAUUAAUGUGAAAGUAAUGUUAUGUAUUACUUCACGUUAACCUUCUUGUACUCUUUAUGUGGCAAAUGUCUUCAUAUGCUUCCAUAAUAAAGUAUUUGAACAAAGUUCAA
Hypomesus transpacificus is the source of this 3089-nucleotide messenger RNA. RefSeq names its product UDP-glucuronosyltransferase 2A2-like. Gene Ontology annotation, molecular function: UDP-glycosyltransferase activity. The transcript is spliced from 2 exons. The record is from RefSeq and is a predicted model, not a curated record. NCBI's taxonomy places the organism in Eukaryota, Metazoa, Chordata, Actinopteri, Osmeriformes, Osmeridae. Bases 96 to 2951 code for a protein of 951 amino acids.